Pungitius pungitius (ninespine stickleback) is the source of this 1179-nucleotide messenger RNA. It is a transcript of the gene hoxb1a, whose product is annotated as homeobox B1a. Lineage: Eukaryota; Metazoa; Chordata; Actinopteri; Perciformes; Gasterosteidae. Gene Ontology annotation, biological process: regulation of transcription by RNA polymerase II. Gene Ontology annotation, cellular component: nucleus. The transcript is spliced from 2 exons. The record is from RefSeq and is a predicted model, not a curated record. Bases 1 to 1179 code for a protein of 392 amino acids. Gene Ontology annotation, molecular function: RNA polymerase II cis-regulatory region sequence-specific DNA binding; DNA-binding transcription factor activity, RNA polymerase II-specific.
AUGGACAACAUGAACUCGUUUGUGGAGUACUCCAUUUGUAACCUGCCGGGGACGGGCGCUUAUGCUGCGCCCAAAUCCGGUUACAACCACUAUCAUCACCAUCUGCAUCACCAUCCUCUGGAUCAGCCCCAGGGGUUCCCGGUGACCUCCGGCUCCUUCCACGCGGGGCCCACCGGCUCUCCGGCUCCCGUUAAAGGGGUGAGAGGGGACAGCAGCGCCGUGGGAGCGACUUACACAGGGGACGCACGACUGUAUGGGGGCUCUGGAGAGCUUGGGACCGCAAGAGUGACCCAGCAUCAUCAGCAACAUCAUCAUCAUCAUCAUCAUCAUCAUCCUGAACAACCACAGCAUCAGCAAACACACAAUGGCUACCACCAUCAACUCCAUCCAACCCAAAGUUUACAAAGCGGAACAAUGUCUUCUUAUAACACCGAGAGUAGCGGAAGCACCGGGGCAUAUGCGGGUCAGGCCUGCGCAACUAACCCGGAUUAUUCAAACGCAGCAGGCCCCCCCAACACCGUUCACUCGCAGUAUUUCAUGGAGGAGCCCGUCGCCUCGACCUACUAUCAUCAAUCAACGUUUCCGAGCUCGGCCCCCACCGUCGGCCCGAGCUACGGGGCCUUAGCCGGGGCCUUCUGCGGGCCGCAGGGCGCUCUUGCCGGCCCACAGUACCCGCAGCAGCUCGGGGGGGGUCUGGACUCAGCGGGCUACAUGGGGAUUCCACACGGGGGAGGUUAUGGGGAGCUGCCAGUCUCCCACGACCGAGGGAAGGGAGACGAGGAGGGCCAGCAGGCUGGGCAAGGGCAGACCUUCGACUGGAUGAAGGUGAAGAGGAACCCCCCUAAAACAGCCAAAGUGUCGGACUUCGGCCUCGCGGGCGGCCAUGGCAACGCCAUGCGAACCAACUUCAGCACCCGGCAGCUCACGGAGCUGGAGAAGGAGUUCCACUUCAGCAAGUACCUGACGCGGGCGCGGCGCGUGGAGAUCGCGGCCACGCUCGAGCUCAACGAGACGCAGGUGAAGAUCUGGUUCCAGAACCGACGCAUGAAGCAGAAGAAGCGCGAGCGGGAGGGCACCACCGCAACCGGGCUCCCCGAUGGAGGCUUCCACAAGGACCCGGAGGACACCGAUCCCUCCUCCGCGUCCACGUCUCCGGGCGCGUCCCCGAGCUCGGAGUAG